UCAUCAAGAGUCAUAUUAAUAUACAAUAACGGGCUAAUGUAUACGCCUGGUCAUGCACAUGCAAUAUUAUAUUUGUUAGCCACAUAUCAUAUACUUUUUUAGGUUUGAAAAACAGCAAGGACGUGCUCUGUUUUGUUUUGGAACACAGUCGAUAACAGUUGAAUACUGACGAUGUCGAUGAAAAUGAACAAAAGUAAUAUAGUAGUAUGUCAACAUAUAUCAAUCUUCCACGAAUACACAGGAAACCACAGCUCUACGGACAUGAUAUCAGACAUCAUUACUUGCAUAGUAAAUGCCGUACUAGCCAUUCUGACAACAAUCGGGAACAGUUGCAUCAUUUUUGCUUACCAUGACAACCGAACGCUUCAAACCAAAAGCAACUUAUUGAUAGUUGCUCUGGCAUUCACGGACCUGCUGGUCGGUAUCUUGGUUCAACCUCUUUUCGUUUGGGUGAAAAUUAAACAAAUGAUGGGUAAUAUUGAUUGCCUGCUUGAAAUCAUCAGCGAUUUAUCAACAAAGUUUUCCUUCGGUAUAUCUUUACUGACGCUUGGUUUGAUUGUAAGUACAGAAAGAUACUUCGCAGUUUUUUAUCCAUUGAAACACCACACUUGGCUUACGAAGAAAAAAUUGUUUUACUCGAUCCUUGUGGUAUGGGUAACUGCUGCAAUUGCUGUUCUGAGUAUUCUAUUAGGAAUACCAAGGGUUGUGUAUCAACCUUUUGGUCUUACUCUGAUCGUAUUAUCCCUAGCAACUUCGCUAUUUUUGUAUAUCAAAAUUGCAAGAAAAAUUCGAACGAUGAAGUCUCGCACUGCUCCAUCGCCUGGGCUAUCACGAGUCAAACGCGUGUCGUGGACGUCAAAUCCUUCCCAAAUUCGUGCGGCUGUGACCAUGUUUUAUGUCCUGGGCUCAUUGUUUAUAUGUUGGAUACCUAUGCUCAGCGGAUUUCUUUAUGUCUCAAUUCAAGGACAAAACUUAGUGUACCAAAAGUUUUUGUGGACAUGGGGAGUCACGUGCGUAUUUCUUAACAGUUUCUGUAAUCCGUUCAUAUAUAGCUGGCGUAAUCGUAAUAUGUCGACAGCUAUUCGGAGAUUGUUCGUGAAAGGUAAUCACGAUGUAGACGGCACAAUUGUGAACUUAUCUAUGGUCAGGCAAUCAUAUAGUAUGACUUAGGGUACGGUUAGCAUUGCUAUACGUAUAGUGACACGCAUAUAGUAUCAUGAUAUCAACUAUUUAUCCUCACGAAGUUGAAUCCGACUCGUGAUCUCACCAAGUACACUUUAAUCAAACAAGGGUGAACAGCCCAGAAUACAAAAAGAACUGCCCUAGCUGGGUACGACGUUACCCAGGGUAAGGAUAAAGUCGAUAAAUUUAA
Molecule: messenger RNA, 1372 nt
Organism: Dendronephthya gigantea
Lineage: Eukaryota; Metazoa; Cnidaria; Anthozoa; Malacalcyonacea; Nephtheidae
Product: histamine H2 receptor-like
Exons: 2
Coding region: 172-1170 (332 amino acids)
Biological process (GO): G protein-coupled receptor signaling pathway
Cellular component (GO): membrane
Molecular function (GO): G protein-coupled receptor activity
Source: RefSeq, a predicted model, not a curated record